Messenger RNA from Dacryopinax primogenitus, 574 nucleotides. RefSeq names its product endoribonuclease L-PSP. Gene Ontology annotation, molecular function: deaminase activity. Lineage: Eukaryota; Fungi; Basidiomycota; Dacrymycetes; Dacrymycetales; Dacrymycetaceae. The coding region runs from base 107 to 493 and encodes 128 amino acids. The transcript has 3 exons. The record is from RefSeq and is a predicted model, not a curated record. Gene Ontology annotation, cellular component: cytosol; mitochondrion.
GCGUGCCGCCCAGCAACUUGGCUCGCGCUCCCUGCUCGCUGUCCGCCAUCGUCCAACCACCUUCGCCCGUAGUACGCUCCCAAUCCGAACGAUCCAAGCACGUCCAAUGUCUGUAAAGCGUAUCACCGUUGCUGAGGCCCCCACGCCCGUCGCACCCUACUCUCACGCAGUAGCGUUCAACGGCACCCUCUACGUCUCCGGUCAGAUCCCGACAGUCGGGAAGACGGGAAAUAUCGUCGAGGGCGGGAUUAGGGAGCAGGUUAGGGAGAGCUUGACUAACUUGAAAGUGGUGCUUGAUGGAGCUGGGAGCGGGAUCGAUAUGGUCAUGAAGUGCAAUGUCUACCUCAAGGAUAUGAACGACUUCAACGACAUGAACGAUGUGUACGGAGAGUUCUUCGCCGAGCACAAGCCUGCCCGUACGGCCGUGCAGGUUGCCCGCCUUCCGAGGGACGUGAUGGUCGAGAUCGAGUGUGUAGCGGCGUUGAAGGCGUGAACGUCGUGCGGGGGAUAAGACGGCCAGGGUGGGAUUGCAGUAUAGUCAAAGAAAGAACUAAGAAUGACAUGUCUUGAUCGU